AUGGCAUCGAAUAAAAGAACUUUAGUUAAGAAAAAAAAAGGUGGAUGUCUUCCCGGUGAAGUAUGGAAUUGGUUUGUAAAGGGAAAUGAAGUAUCUGCCAAAGGAUACUAUUCUGCAACGUGUUCUUUUUGUGAUCAUCAAUGGACUACUGCUAAACCAAGUAAACUAAGAACACAUCUUGCGUAUGAAUAUAAUGAUACAGCCUCAGCAUCAAUUACAGCAAACAAAAAACAAAAAUUAGAAAAUAGUGUUAAUAUUGAUAGUAAAUUUGAAAAUGUUCCUACUUCAUUAAAUAAGGAAGAACAAAUUAAUAGGAUAUUACUAAAAAUGUUCUUAUGUUGUAAUUUACCUUUCGUUCUUGUUGAGCAUCCUUUUUUUCAAGAAUAUACUAAGGCAUUACAUGGUACCUAUGCUCUUCCAAGUCGUUAG
Messenger RNA from Cetraspora pellucida, 429 nucleotides. Lineage: Eukaryota; Fungi; Glomeromycota; Glomeromycetes; Diversisporales; Gigasporaceae. The record is from the annotation of a GenBank genome assembly.